Nelumbo nucifera (sacred lotus) is the source of this 597-nucleotide messenger RNA. RefSeq lists its product as uncharacterized. NCBI's taxonomy places the organism in Eukaryota, Viridiplantae, Streptophyta, Magnoliopsida, Proteales, Nelumbonaceae. The record is from RefSeq and is a predicted model, not a curated record.
AUGAUCACCGACGAGUCCAUUAUUGCGGGGUGUACAACAGCAGAAAGAAAAACCUCAGUUCGGGAGCUCGAACAUGAAGCAGAAAAUCCAUCGAAGAGGCCUUGGAUCGAAGAGCCUAUCUACUUCACUGAGAACGACGCUCGUAGGAUAUAUAAUCCGCACAAUGAUGCCCUCGUCGUCAAGCUAGUAAUCAACGAUUUCGAGGUAAAGCGAAUACUAGUGGACUCAGAAGUUCCGUGGAUAUUCUUUUUCUGUAAGCUUUUGAACAUGGACGAAGUAGUCAAGCCCCUUGGACGAAUCACAGUGCCAAUUGCAGCGAGAAUGUGGUCCAACUUAGCGCGCUUCGAGCACACCUUCCUUGUGGUCGCGACGCCGUCCCCCUACAAUGCGAUUUUAGGUCAGCCCAUUCGGCAUGCCCUUCGUGCAGUCGUGUCCACCUACUAUCUGGCGAUGAAGUUCCAGACAGACUGCGGAGUAGGGGUUAUACGAGGUGACCAGCUGGAAUCGCGUAAGUGCUACGUGGCCGCACUAAAGGGCAAGGCGAAGUUGGCAGACAAUGUCGAACUAGAGCCUCCACCCGAGCAAAUAGAGGAGUGA